Molecule: messenger RNA, 222 nt
Organism: Danaus chrysippus (African queen)
Lineage: Eukaryota; Metazoa; Arthropoda; Insecta; Lepidoptera; Nymphalidae
Source: the annotation of a GenBank genome assembly
AUGUGCAAAUCACUCGGACAUCGCCUCGCCGACAUCUCGAUACAGAACGUGUAUACCUACAGCUUACAAGUGAUUGAUAUCAGAACUUGGCAUCUCAGACCAUUGUCGGAUGGAGCUACUUCGGACAAUGAAGCGCUUUGUGUACCAAUUAUAGAGAGAAACGAACGGCGAGUGGCGGGGACUGAACGCGCAGACAGACGGCCAUCACACGCGUGGUGGUGA